AUGCAAAAAGCAACCUACUACGACAGCUCGGCGAUCUACGGCGGCUACCCCUACCAGGCAGCCAACGGGUUCGCUUAUAAUGCCAGUCAGCAGCCUUACCCGGCGUCCGCUGCCCUGGGCGCCGACGGCGAGUACCACCGCCCCGCCUGCUCGCUGCAGUCGCCAGCCAGCGCCGGGGGCCACCCCAAGGCGCACGAGCUGAGCGAAGCGUGUCUGCGCACUCUGAGCGGCCCGCCCAGCCAGCCCCCGGGCCUGGGCGAGCCGCCCCUGCCGCCGCCGCCGCCCCAGGCCGUCUCCCCCCCUCAGAAUGCCAGCAGCAACCCCGCCCCCGCCAGCGCAGCCAAGAGCCCCCUGCUCAACUCGCCCACCGUGGCCAAACAAAUCUUCCCCUGGAUGAAAGAGUCGAGGCAAAACACAAAGCAGAAAACCAGCGGCUCCAGCUCAGGGGAGAGUUGCGCUGGGGACAAGAGCCCGCCAGGGCAGGCUUCGUCCAAGCGCGCGCGCACGGCCUACACAAGCGCGCAGCUGGUGGAGCUGGAGAAGGAGUUCCACUUCAACCGCUACCUGUGCCGGCCGCGCCGCGUGGAGAUGGCCAACCUGCUGAACCUCACCGAGCGCCAGAUCAAGAUCUGGUUCCAGAACCGCCGCAUGAAGUACAAGAAGGACCAGAAGGGCAAGGGCAUGCUCACGUCGUCGGGCGGACAGUCCCCAAGUCGCAGCCCUGUGCCCCCUGGCGCGGGCGGCUAUCUGAACUCUAUGCAUUCGCUGGUUAACAGCGUCCCGUAUGAGCCCCAGUCGCCCCCGCCCUUCUCCAAGCCCCAACAAGGCGCCUACGGGCUGCCCCCCGCCUCGUACCCCGCGCCCCUACCCAGCUGCGCGCCCCCGCCGCCCCCGCAGAAGCGCUAUGCGGCGGCGGGCGCGGGCACAGGGGGCACCCCCGACUACGACCCGCACGCUCAUGGCCUGCAGGGCAACGGUAGCUAUGGGACCCCACACUUACAGGGAAGCCCCGUCUUCGUGGGGGGCAGCUAUGUGGAGCCCAUGAGCAACUCCGGGCCGGCCCUCUUUGGCCUAACUCACCUCCCCCACGCCGCCUCGGCCGCCAUGGACUAUGGGGGCGCCGGGCCGCUAGGAAGCGGCCACCACCACGGGCCAGGGCCAGGGGAGCCGCACCCCACCUACACGGACCUUACCGCCCACCAUCCUUCUCAGGGAAGAAUUCAGGAAGCGCCCAAGCUCACCCACCUGUGA
Oryctolagus cuniculus (rabbit) is the source of this 1251-nucleotide messenger RNA. RefSeq names its product homeobox A3 (gene HOXA3). NCBI's taxonomy places the organism in Eukaryota, Metazoa, Chordata, Mammalia, Lagomorpha, Leporidae. Gene Ontology annotation, molecular function: RNA polymerase II cis-regulatory region sequence-specific DNA binding; DNA-binding transcription factor activity, RNA polymerase II-specific. The record is from RefSeq and is marked inferred. Gene Ontology annotation, cellular component: nucleus. Gene Ontology annotation, biological process: regulation of transcription by RNA polymerase II; embryonic skeletal system morphogenesis; anterior/posterior pattern specification.